This is a messenger RNA of Erythranthe guttata (spotted monkey flower), 1341 nucleotides long. NCBI's taxonomy places the organism in Eukaryota, Viridiplantae, Streptophyta, Magnoliopsida, Lamiales, Phrymaceae. The record is from RefSeq and is a predicted model, not a curated record.
AUGGAAAACCGGAAACUGGAUUCGAUUAUUAGGCUUAGCAAUUUGCCGGACUCUGUCCUCUCCCACAUUCUCUCUUUUUUCCCGACCAAACUCUCCAUACGAACCAGCAUUCUAGCUAGAAGAUGGAGGUAUCUCUGGUCUUAUGUCCCCGCUCUAUACUUCGACUCCGAAUAUGAUGAUGAGGAAUUCAUCGAAAGGGUUUCGUCGCUACAUAAACCGAAAACCAUUAAUACUUUUCGCCUCUAUUUAAAAGAUGUUCACAACGGCAUUGAACCUCAAAUUAAGGCAUGGAUUGCCUCUGCCAUUAAACGCAACGUCCAAAGUGUCGAUCUUUUUUUUACUUGUUUUGAUAAUCUUUUGCAUCAAAGCCUCUUUACCAGCAAAACCCUAGUUGAUUUGAAGAUCAGUUCUUCCAGUUUCAUCCCCGUUGUCGUCACCCCGUUAGCGGUCUGUUUGCCUCGCCUUAAAAAGAUUCAUCUUUCACCUGUUCUAUAUGCAGGCGGUACGUCCCUUUCAGACCUGCUAUCCAGCUGUCCUGCCCUUGAGGAGGUGGUUAUUCGGUUAAUAAUUAAAUGCAGUUCUAGACCUUUUACUAUAUCUUCACCCACGAUAAAACGGCUCACCGUUCGUUUUCAGCUCACUCGUACUACUGAUAAGUUCAAUAAUUUCUUAUCCCAGAUAGUUGGUUUUAGAUCUUGCAAUCAUGCGAUAGAGAUAAAUACCCCCGCACUUAGAUAUCUCAAUGUAGUUGAUUACUUAUCCGUGCGUAUCGAAUCCGGGGCGAUGAACUCCUUAAUUGGAGCAGAUAUAUAUCUUAACCAUGUUAACAGAAAACAAGAAGAUUUUCCUUCUUCUCGGUCUGUGUUGGAAUUUAUUGAUAGGCUUUGCAAUGUCAAGUGCCUGAGGUUAGAUUUGUCAUAUUGUAAAGAGAUUCUUGACUCUGUAUUCUCUGCUUGGUUUAUAAGUUUCAAUAACUUAAACAAACUCGAAUUGACUGCUGAUUGCCGUUUUCUUUCAAAGUUCAUCGAAAGUGCUGAUAAUCUUGAAAUCCUCGUCUUUUGGGAGGUUAGUGAAGAUAUAAAAAGCUGGAUAGAACCUCCACAGGUGCCGAAAUGCCUAUCGUCACAUCUUAGAACUAUAAGGCUCGUUGAAAUAGUCGGCACAAAACACGAGUUUGAAAUUGUGAGGUAUCUUUUGAAGAAUGCUAAAGUCUUGGAGAGGAUGGAAAUAGUAUAUCCCCCAUUCCUUGAAUCCCAUGAAAAGAUUUAUGUGCUUGAGCAAAUUGAUCUACUUGAACGAAGAUCCGAGGCAUGCGAACUUGAGUUUGUCGAGAUUUUUUAG